AUGCCGUCGUUACGCUCAUUUCUCUUGCCUGCGGCUGUGCUGCUGGGCGCUGCCCAACUUGCCUUGGGACAGACAACUACGGAUUGUAAUCCCUUAAACAGCACCUGCCCAGCGGACCCUGCUUUCGGGACAGACUACAAUUUCGUCUUCAAUGCCACUCCGGCCGAAGGAGCCUGGGAGAACCAUGUCGGCAAGGUCACAUACAGUGACGACGGCGCCGAGUUUACGAUCAACAAGCAGGGCGACUCACCCACUAUCCGCACAAAGUUCUACAUCUUCUUUGGCCGUGUCGAGGUGUGGUGGAAGGUCGCACCUGGCCAGGGCAUCAUCUCGUCCUUGAUGCUGCUGUCCGAUGACCUGGAUGAGGUUGAUUGGGAGUUUUUGGGCGGCGAUGGCAAGCAUGUCGAGACGAAUUACUUUGGCAAGGGCGUGGGCAACUAUACGUGGAUGCGCGAGUACGAGAUCCAGGGUGGCACUACCAGCGACUAUCACAACUACACCCUCGACUGGACGAACUCGAGUCUUUCCUGGUAUAUCGACGGUGAACAGGUGCGACAGCUGACGCCCGCGGAAGCCAAUAACACCUUGAGCUACCCCCAGUCUCCCAUGAGGUUAUCACUGGGAAUCUGGGCUGGCGGUGACCCCACAAUGCCCAAAGGCACGAUUGAGUGGGCUGGUGGUGAAACAGACUACACCAAAACUCCCUACUCCAUGUACGUCAAGAGCUGCCGUAUCACCGACUAUGGUCGCGGUACCGAGUACAAGUAUUCCGACAUGUCUGGAACUUGGCAAAGCAUUGAGGAGGUCGAAUCCGAGAAGAACUCAACUGCCGCGGAGGCCGUUAAUGCUGAACCCGAGAAGAGCGUUUCGGAGAAAUUCAACGAGCUUCCUACGGGUGCCAAGAGCGCCGUCUUUGCCUGCAGCGCUGCCGCUGCCGUUGGCCUGGUGGUCGCUUCAGCCUUCUACUGCUUCCGCCAGCGCAAGAGAGGCCAGCAGGAGGCGCAGAUGGCUGUUGCAAGGGCCGAGGAGGAGCGCAUGGAGAUGGAGCGAUACAAGGCCGCCGGUGUGAACCCAGACGGAUUCACCGAUGUUGCCCCGACCCCCAACGAGAAAUUCGGCGCGGCCGCUGCGUCCAGGCCGUUGCUGAACAACGGCGCCUCGGGCUCACCCCCUGGCACCCCACACGACGGCCAGAACCCUUACACGGAUGGCUUCUCGCCCCUGGGAUCCGGCAACGGAGGCUUCUCCUCAAACCCGCAUGCGGGUCGCAACGACAACUACUUUCGGUAG
Molecule: messenger RNA, 1290 nt
Organism: Diaporthe amygdali
Lineage: Eukaryota; Fungi; Ascomycota; Sordariomycetes; Diaporthales; Diaporthaceae
Product: glycoside hydrolase family 16 protein
Exons: 2
Coding region: 1-1290 (429 amino acids)
Biological process (GO): carbohydrate metabolic process; fungal-type cell wall organization
Cellular component (GO): fungal-type cell wall
Molecular function (GO): glycosyltransferase activity; hydrolase activity, hydrolyzing O-glycosyl compounds
Source: RefSeq, a predicted model, not a curated record